Messenger RNA from Anthostomella pinea, 1662 nucleotides. NCBI's taxonomy places the organism in Eukaryota, Fungi, Ascomycota, Sordariomycetes, Xylariales, Xylariaceae. The record is from the annotation of a GenBank genome assembly.
AUGUCGUUUCCCGAUCCGUCGCAACCCGAGUUUGGGCAGUCGAUCCCACCCCAUGGCCCCCAUGCCAUCACCACCCAGGGCCACGGCUGGGAGAUCAUGACGAGGUUCCGCGACGGCGACUUGUCGCUUGUCUCGCAAAUGAAGUCGAUGUACCCGCGUUUCGGGCCCUUUGGGCAUUCGAGCGCUGCCACACGUGCCCACGCCACGUCGGCGCACCGCAAGGACAAAGAUCGCCUCGAGGCCAACGAGCUGCGCUACCACGCCGUCGACAUCCACGGCGUGCGUUUGUAUUUGGUUGUCUUCCCCAUGGCCAAGAUGAUGGGCGCGCUGUUCAUGUGGCAGCACGCCGGGCUGGGCUUUAGCACGCGCUUCGCCGAGAGCCUGCUGCCGCACGUCGACGCCCUGACGCACCUCGGGGAGUUUUCCCUGGGUGGUAGUCCGCCGCCGCCGACGUACCUGCCCGAGGGCGAGAGCCACGCGUUGCUGCGUAAGCGCAUCGCCGGGCUGAUGAUGCGCGCGUGCGUGAGAGAGUAUGAGAGGCCCGUCGUGGAGGACGAUGUGUUUCUCUACCAGACGGGCAUGGCGGCCAUCACGCGGUUCCACCACGCCGUAACCACAACACGGUCUGGGCCGGUCGUGGUUUUCGGGGCCGUGUUUCACAGCACGUAUCAUCUGUUCGAGGAGAGCGCGGGAGGUGUCAAGCACUAUGGCAAGUGCGACGGUGCAGAGGUGGACGACUUUGAGAAGUAUCUCGAGGGGGGUGGGGAGUGCAGUUAUGUGUUCACCGAGUUCCCGAGUAACCCGAUUAUGGUCUGCGUGAACCUGAUGAGGUUGAGGAAGCUGGCCGACAAACACGGCUUCCUCCUCGCCGCCGACGACACCUGCGCCAGCUUCUGCAACAUCGACCUGCUGCCGGCGGCCGACGCCGUCAUCACGUCGCUGACGAAGUCCUUCUCGGGCUACGCGGACGUCAUGGCCGGCUCCGUGGUAGUGAACCCCAACACACCGCAGCGCGCAACCCUGAAACACACCCUCGCCUCGCGCUUCCACAACCAGCUCUUCGACGGCGACGCCGCGCACCUGCUCAAGAACAGCGACGACUACCUGCCGCGCUCCAGAAUCCACAACCGCAACGCCGCCGCGCUGGCCGCGUACUUCGCCGAGCUGGCCGCCGACCCGGCCGUCCCCGUGUCGCGCGUCUGGUACCCGCCGCACAGCCCGGGCUCGGAUACGUACCUCGCGGCGUUCCGGCGGAAGGCGACGCCCGACUUCCCGGCGCCGGGCUACGGAUGCCUGCUGAGCGUCGAGUUCGACACGGUGGAUUGUGCUAUUGCCUUCUACGAUGGGCUGAACUUCUACCAGGGCCCGCACCUGGGCGCGCACUUGAGUAUUGCGCUGGCUUAUACUGCUAUGGCGUAUGGUAAAGAUAACUCCGAGUACCACGCUUCGUACGGGCUGAGGCCGCAGCAGAUCCGCCUGUCGGUGGGGUUGGAGGACGAGGCGCUGCUGCUAAGGCGGUGCGAGGAGGCCGUGGCGAAGAUGGUCGUGAAGAUGGGGAAGAAGGGGGAUGGGGAGGCGCUGGCGGCGGAGGUCGAGCGCAGGGUCGCGGACGACGGGGAUGUGAAGACGGGGUUUGAUCCCAUUGGCGGCACGGGUGCUUAA